Colletotrichum fioriniae is the source of this 627-nucleotide messenger RNA. The record is from RefSeq and is a predicted model, not a curated record. NCBI's taxonomy places the organism in Eukaryota, Fungi, Ascomycota, Sordariomycetes, Glomerellales, Glomerellaceae.
AUGAGCCCAGAGCCAAUCGAUGCAAAUGCUAGUCUCGCACUGAAUGUUGGGCAGAAUGUUUUCUCCGUCACAACUCCAGACCUGGAGAAGAGGAAGGGAUCCAGUGUUCUGGCCGCUCAGCCUGAGACGGACCCAAUUGCCCUGGCCCUGGCCGAGCUCAAGGGCGUCGGCGUAGGCAAGCAGUCCAGCGUGCGCGUUUCCGCAGACCGCUAUCACGGCAUCGCUACUCCGACGCCCGGUUCCCAGCCAUUCUCCAGGUCGGUUCCAGCGGUAGGGAGCAGCAAUGCAACGGCCGGGGGACUUCGAGGCACGCCGCCUCCCUAUGAUCAGCAAGUCGUGCAGAGACUCGGAGUGCCGCCCCAGGCGGUGACAGCAAAGGCCAUGAAAGAGACAUCAGCCAAAUUCACCGACCAGACCCGUAGCAUGUUUAACCCGGCCAACCGCCCUGGGUCAAGCUACGGUGGAACGGCCAGCUCACGGCCAAUGACACGAGGUAGCGACCGCUUCCCCGAGAACAGCACCGAUGGAGGACAUGCGAAGCGGCUACAGAAGCGCCCCGCGCACUGCUUCACCGAGAGCUGGACCAGCCGAGGAUACUCGGGGUGGAUACCGAUCAGCGUCUCCUAA